GUGGGCGGAGCUGGUCGGAAUGAGUGGCGGAGGGACGGAGACCCCUCUGGGUUGUGAAGCCUCCCCAGGUGGCGGCGACAAGAAGAGGGACUCCUUAGGGACUGCAGGCUCGCCAGCGCACCUCAUUAUCAAGGAUCUUGGAGAAAUUCAUUCAAGGCUUUUAGAUCACAGACCAGUUAUUCAAGGUGAAACUCGUUAUUUUGUGAAAGAAUUUGAAGAAAAACGUGGUCUUCGAGAAAUGCGAGUUCUUGAAAAUUUGAAGAAUAUGAUCCAUGAAACAAAUGAACAUACACUUCCCAAAUGUAGAGAAACAAUGCAAGAAAACUUAAACCAAGUUCUCAAGAGAUUGCAAGCAGCUACUGACUCAGUCUGUAGACUCCAACAGAGGGAGCAGGAACGAAAAAAGAUUCAUAAUGACCAUUUAAUAGCUAGUGAAAAACAGCAUAUAAUCCAGUGGGAGGAUUUCAUGAAAGAACAACACAACAGACAGUCUGAAGUGGAUGAAGAGCACAGAAAAGCCAUGGAGAGGCUUAAAGAACAAUAUGCUGAGAUGGAGAAGGAACUAGCAAAAUUUUCAACCUUUUAAGAACUUGAACCCCAACAAUGACAAACUAAUCAGAAAAUAUUUACUAUCCCCCAAAAACUAUCCCCAUCAAACCAUUUAGCCUCUGCUUCAAGCUUAGCAAUAUAUUCAACGGCACUCUUAGAAGAAAGAAACUUCUACUGGAGUCUUAAUUAAAUGUUUAAUAAAAGAAGAGUGCUACAUCUUUCCAGUUUUAAGUGCCUAUAUAUGAUUCUUUGAAUGGGGAGGAGUAGGAGGGAAAAUGGGAUAAAUGUACUCCUGUGUUAAUUAGAAUUGGUCUUCUUUUCCAUUGAUUAUCUCAGAGAACUGUUAAGUAUAGACUUCUUAAAGAGAAAAAUAAUUUAAUUGAUGUUAUACAGGGUUAAUAUUAGUUUAUUAUUGUGGCUUAGAAGGCAGAUAUAAUAGCUGCCUGUAAUAGCCUCCUCAGCUAUUGGAAGAAUGUAUAAAGUGUUAUUCCAUGAGUAAUGUAGACAAAAACAACUGUCCUGGGAACAAAGAUCACGUUUAAGAGAGGGGAGAGUCAAAACCUUGUCUUUGCUAUGGCAAAGAUGGCCGUGUUGGUCGUUGAACUGUGUAUUGGGAAAGGUUACAGGUUUUGCAGUGCACCAUAAUGCCCUGUGUUUCACUGGAUGACAAGACACACUUGGUAAAUUCUGUGGCCUUCUAGCACUUAAUAUUUUCAGCUUUUAAAACAUGCUUAGAAGGAAAAGCUUACCAAAAAUAUAGUUGACUUUUAGCCUUUCCAAGAACCAUAAUCUUGCCCAUAGUAUUUACCUCAUUUUUGUGUCUGUUUUGCUGUGGGUAAGCUUUGUAAGAUAAAUAAUGUCUAUAUAUGUUUCAAGUGUUUAAUGAGUAAUCAGCAAAAUCUGCCAAGGAGUCCCUCUGGAACCAUAUAAAGAUUCUGGCUCUGAAUAAACCAGAAGUAUUUGCCCACAUGGCAAAUGAUCCAUGUUAAAUGUAAAUCCUUUUUAGUGUUUGACGUCUGUUCUCAUGAGCAGGUGUAUUAUGAUGAAACAUGUACCAAUUCUGUCAUCACUGUGAUCUUUAAAAAUCUGCGUUUAACAGUCUAAUUGAGGAACUAAGUUGAUUUUUUAUUUGCCGUAAACCAAGAAAAUUAAAUGCGAUAAUUUUAAGAGAUUUAUGGCAAUUGAAUUUGAGGUAUGGAUAAAUCUUUCAAGUAUUUUUUACUGCUCUUCAGUAAAGAAAGGCACAAGAAAGAAAAUACCCAGCUCUCUCAUGUUAUCUCAGUGUUGCCAGUGCAGAAAAGUGACAAUGCUUGCUUGUAUAAAUUUAUGGCUUACUGUCAAAGCUUCAUUCUUGGCUGCAUGUUGAAAAUGUGAUUAAAGUUAAUAGAGGAGAUGAAAUAAGUAUUUGAGAUUUCUUUCAAUAACACUGAACUUCUGCCAACUUUCUCUGUCCGCUACUGUAGGCUUGACAGGUUCAUCAAUCAUCCUCUGGUACCUGAACUAAAAAGAGCACUUGCUGACACUAAGGCAUGUUGGAAUUUUCUUAAUUCUCUUUUAGUGGAUGGAAAAAAAAACAUACUUCCAAAAAUAUCCCACACAUGAAAAGGGAGGGGAACCUUAAAUGAAAAUUCCCUUUGUACUGGAGGCAGUUUUUGGAAUGCUGUUAAUUGCCAGUGCACCAUUGAACAGAUGCUGUAACCAAGAAAUCAGGACUGUGUGUGUGAGCGGGAAUGUCUCUUAACUAUGGUUACUCAGCUUGUGCAGCAAGAUUUCUGAUCAUGUUUGUUCAUCUCAUAUGAAUAAUAAAUACUUUACCAUAUGAGCUUGUAUAUAUUGCAUAAGGAUCUAAGGGACUUCUUAAACCAAAAUGAAUUGAUGGGCUUUUUGAGCUUUAAACAUUAAGAUAAUAAAUUAUUUCUUUGUAACUUUGUUAGCUAUUCAAUAUAACUUCUAAAAGAGAUAGUUGGUUUGCCUUUUAAUAUUUUUAGUAGUGAACACUUUCAUUUAUAUUUCCCAGUUUCCAAAUCACUUUUGAUAUGUAUUUUACUUAUAUAUAAAAAUUAACUAUAGUAAUUACAUAAUUUACACCAUUUUUGCUGUUGUAUCUCUGCUGUUGAGCAGACGUAAUAUGGGUUCUUUAUAGCUCAGAGGAUUAUUUGUGAUGAAAUAAAAUAAUAUUUUGUCAUUUUAAAGUGCUGUAUAAAUAUUUGUUUUUAAGUUCUAAGUAUUUUCUAUUUUUCAUUAUGAUUUCUUUUUUGACUCACAUGUGGGGUUUUUUUCAUUUCCUACAUGUAGAUUUUUAAAUUCUUAUUGUUCUUAUUUUUGAUUUCUGCUUUAAUUGGAUUGUGGUCAGAGAAUAAGUCCAUAUAAACUGAUUUGCUGAAAUUUGUUGAGAUUUGUCUUAUGACCUAAAAUAUGGUCAGUUUUUGUAAAUGUUUCAUUAGUCUUUGAAAGUAUGCAUAAUUUUCAGUUGUUGAGUGUCCAUUAAACCAAACUUGUUAAUUAUUUUGUUCAAAUUG
This is a messenger RNA of Diceros bicornis minor, 3068 nucleotides long. RefSeq names its product biogenesis of lysosomal organelles complex 1 subunit 5 (gene BLOC1S5). Gene Ontology annotation, cellular component: BLOC-1 complex; transport vesicle. NCBI's taxonomy places the organism in Eukaryota, Metazoa, Chordata, Mammalia, Perissodactyla, Rhinocerotidae. The transcript has 5 exons. Bases 20 to 586 code for a protein of 188 amino acids. The record is from RefSeq and is a predicted model, not a curated record.